Molecule: messenger RNA, 905 nt
Organism: Zeugodacus cucurbitae (melon fly)
Lineage: Eukaryota; Metazoa; Arthropoda; Insecta; Diptera; Tephritidae
Exons: 1
Coding region: 82-789 (235 amino acids)
Source: RefSeq, a predicted model, not a curated record
ACGUUAAUCAUUCCAAACACAACCACUACAGAGUAAUCAUUCAACUCAACUCAAUUUCAAGCCACCUUCGACUGUACUAAAAUGCGUGCCUUUAUCGUGUUGUCAUUACUCGCCGUUGCCUAUGCUGAUAGCUUGGGCUACAACUAUCGUCCUGUAGGACACUCGGACGCUGGACUCUCGUUCGCACCAGGUGGCAGCAGUGGUGGACUAGGCGGUGGAUUGGGUGGUAGUGGUGGUGGAUUCGGCGGCAACAAUGGCGCUGCCACACAAGUUUCACCCUCUUACUCAGCACCCGCCGCUGAAUUCGACAAGGAGUUCUACAGCUACAGCGCUGAUGAGGAUGCCUUCAACGAACCCGCUGGCAGUGAACAAAUCGAAGCUUCAUUGAAGAAGAAUCUGCGCGUUGUCUUCAUCAAGGGACCCGAAAAUAAUGGUUUGGAGAACGCUGCCGCCAAUCUGGCCAGACAUGCUGCCGAACAGAAGACCGCCAUCUAUGUGCUCCAGAAACAAGCCGAUUUGGGUGAUUUGGCCAACAGACUGCAGUCCCAACACGAUGUUAAGGCUCACAAACCCGAAGUACACUUCGUCAAGUACCGUACCCCAGAGGAUGCUGCCAACGCUCAACGUGCCAUUCAAUCGCAAUACGAUCAAUUGGGUGGAAACUCUCAAUCGCACGAUGGUGGUGCCGCUCCAGUUCAUGACUUCUCGUCUCCUGCCGCGCGUCCCGCUGCUCGUCCUGUCAGCGCUCCAGGUUCUUCAUACUUGCCUUCUUCGAUUAUCCGUAAAUAAGUUAAAAUGAGUUGAUGUUACUGUAUUGCUGAGAUAUAAUUCUAAGGACCUUUGUUAUUGUUUGUUGUUAUAUUCGUAUUCUAAGGCUAAUUAAUAAAACAAAAUACUUGUUAUGA